UAUCUACUUUCAAUAAUAUGUGAUUAUAAUUUUAAUAUUUUAUAAUGGGUACUAUACCGUGUUUUAAAAAGAAGAAGAGAGAGAAAGGAAGGAUAGUUCAUCGAUCAUAGUUAAGUGAUAAGAGCAUGAGAGUAAAUGAUGUUCAAAUAUGAGAGUUAAAGAAUGAAGAUAAUGUAGAGUAGAAUGUUGAAGAAUAAGUAGAAGAAGAAGAAGAUCAAGUAAAUAACAUCAAUAAAGAUAGAACAUAGUAUAUGAUUACAUUUAAGGAGAUUUAAUAUAAGAAGGAUGUAAUGUAUAUUGUGCAUUGAAUACAUUGAAUGGUUAACUUUUAGCAUUAAAAAUUGUAUAGACUUAUAUUAUAUUAGUUUAAAUUAAGUAAGUAGGAUAAUUUUAAUACUAUUGUUAAUUAUGUUGAUGUCCUUACAAGAUUGGAAUCUAAAAAUAUACAUUAAAUAAUUGGAUGGGAUUACUCGAUUCAUAAUAAUGAAGUUAUUCAUGAUGAAAUAAGAAUUCUAAUGUCAUAUGAAAGUGGUGGUUCAAUAAGUUGGUUAUUGUAGAAAUUCAAUUCAUUUUCUACUUAAUUAGCUAUAAUGUUUAUGAAACAAAUUCUAUAAGGAUUGGAAUCUUUACAUAAUUUUGGAAUUCUUCAUAAGUAUUAUUUCUAUUCUAUUAGAAAUUUAAAAACUUCUAAUGUUUUAGUUGAUGGUGAAGCAAAUGCUAAAUUAAGUGAUAUUUAUGUAUUGAAAGAUUAUAAAUUGUCAAUUUAUAGUCCACCUGAAUGUUUUAAAAAUUAAAAUUAUUGUGAAUAAUCUGAUAUUUGGAGUGCUGGUUGUAUCUUUAUUGAAAUGUUAACCAGAAUAUCUCCUUGGCAUCAUUUAUCUUCAAAUAUUACUCUAAAUUAAAUUAAAAUAUGCUUUGAAAAAGGAUGUAUAUCUAAUUAUUAAUUUUAUAAAGAAUUAUUUCCAUAUCAAUAUAUCACUAAGAAUUAAGACAUUCUUUAAAUAUUUAAUUGUAUAUUCAAAAUUAAUCCACGAGAAAGAUCAAAACCUACUGAAUUAUUAAAUCAUCCUAUUUUUAAAAGUUAUAUUCUAUUUAUUUUAUUUAGAUUUGGAAACUGAACCAUUAAAAUCAGUUAUUAUAUCUACAAGAAGAUAAUAUCAUAAUAGACCUGAAGAUAGGAGAUCAUUUAAAAUUUAGAAUAGCAAUAUUUCUAAUUCAAGUUUAAGAUAUUCUAUUAGAAGAAGUCAUAAUCCUGGUUCUAUUAAAUAUCAAUAAGUUCUUUAAUAAUUGAAAUCCAUUCAUCUAGAUUUUAAGAAUAUAAAUAAUCAUAAUUAAUAAUUAUCUUAUACUGAUAUUUAAAAUGUAGUAUCAACUAAGAUUUAAUUAGAAUCACAAAUUAAAGAAAUUGGAAUAUAAUAACGUAAUAAAGAAAUUAAAGAUAAUUAAUAAAAUAAACCUAAAGAAAUAUCAUCAUUAAAUAGAUAAAAAUAAUCUAAUGAUUAUUCUUUUUCAAAAUAAUAUCAAUAACGAAUUUCAAGUUUGCAUAAAUCUUUGAAUAGUAGUAGUCUUAACAUUAUAAUUAGUUCAUUUGAUCCUUCUAGUAUGGUUAAUGGAUAAACAAAAAAUGUUCAAGAAAUUGAAAACUUAGAAAAAAUUAUGAUUUAAUAAUUUUAUUAUGGAUCAAAUAAUAAUUAGGAAAACCAUUUUUAAAAUAAUUUAAAUGAUAUUGAAAAAAUGAUGAUGCAAUAAUUUCAAUCCUCUCUUUUUAAAUCUUCAAUUAUAGAAUAAAAUAUUGAAGAACCAAUUUAAUAACCAAUUUUAGCAGCUUCAGAAAUUUUAGAUUAAUAAUCUCCCAAUUAUUUUGAAAAACAAAUGUAAGAUUAAUUUAAUUAGGAUAAUGAAUCUGAAAUAGAUGAAUUAUAAUAAUUGGAAGAUUUAAUAAAAUUAUAAUUUUAUUAAGAUUACAACAAAUAGGAUACAAGAAAGAAUUAAUAGUAAGUAAUUUAAAAAGAUAUAAAAAUUGCUGGUAAUUAUUAUUCUUUAUUAAGUAGCUUUUGAUUAAAUAAUUUAAUCUCCAAAAUUAAACACUGAUUUGAUGACUGAUGAAGAUUUAAUAAAUCAAUGA
Molecule: messenger RNA, 2125 nt
Organism: Paramecium sonneborni
Lineage: Eukaryota; Ciliophora; Oligohymenophorea; Peniculida; Parameciidae
Source: the annotation of a GenBank genome assembly